AUGUCAGAAACAGUGGAAGCUGGGGGGGGGGGAGUGGCAACAUUCGCGGGGUGGAGCGGAGUGCAGGGUGUGUGUUCGGUGGGGCGGGGGGGGGGGUUUGGUGCGGUUGUGCGGUUGUGGCAGUUAUCGGACUCAGCUAGCAAGCUCGUGUGGCGUGUGCGGUCACGUGAUGUGGCGGGAUGGGCAGCACCCGUAGUGCAUGGUCCCCAAAACAUCACUUUGUACGGUCUACGGUGUAUCCAGCCGCAGUUUUCCGGAUUAGAAAAGGGCUUCCUCUUGAACAGUCGCAGAGUACCCGUACUUGGUCUGCAUACCCCCCCCCCAGCAUCCGUGACUAUGGUGGAUGCGUUGGCUAACGCUUACUCGCACAUGUAUGCCUCUCCGAGAGACUUGGCAAAGACUCCAAGCAACAGGAAUAGGCGGGCGUCAAACGAGGACUGCGGUGUCGUGCCUCCUAUUGAACUAGCUAGUUUCAUAUUCCCGGAUAAAAAGGCGCUUCUGGAGAUAGAUAUAGCGUCGUACUCGGAUGUCAGUUACAAAGAGGUGCUGAUAAUCGGGUUCGAGAUAUACAUUGUGGAACAGUGGGUCGCAGAGAGGAAACUGUCCUCCAUUAUCACCUCGUACACGGGGAACACACAGGAUGCAGUCUCUGCAGUGGAGGUUGUGUUACCGGCGAAGUUUGAGUACUGGCCUGGGAAGUUCCAGCAGUACUACAACGAGUUGCUCGCUUUUGCACAACCGAAGUUGCCCAGGGAGGCCCUCGGGACAGUGUUCAUUACUGACUUGUCCACGGUCCCGCUAUCUUUAAACAUCAUACACAUCGAGUGUGGGGAUCUUCGGACUAUAUGGCAUGAUUUCAAGAUAAAUUUCAACUUGAAGAUGAUGCACUGUGCGGGGAGAUCCUCCGCGUUGCUGGCACCACCGUCCAGUGCUGCAAAGGAGAAGUUCGCACAGUUGUACAAGAUCCCGCUCGAUUUCAAAGACGGGAAGAGGACUCACGUCGGAAACACUUUCUUCGGGGGGACUACCUCCCCGACACUCCUCAAUUUGCAGAGGCAGAAACCAGCGACUAAUGUGGCGGACGAGUACUCGCCAGUGAACGAGCUCGUAGAGAUAGUACAGAUAUGCCUGCUCUACUUCAACAGGUUCCAUUACAGAGUCGACGGUCUGCUGUGCCAUUCGACCAAAGCACAGAUUGACGACUGGUGGGACCACUACGGGAAACUGUACCUCGGUUGUGAGAAACCUAGGAACGAGGCCACAUUGGGCCCGACCACCGUGGCGUCGCUCGUGAGUCUUGUCCUCUGUUGCUUCUACAAGCUUGCCCUAGAGAACUGCAUUAAUACAAAGGACCCGUUUGAUGCAGUGGAAUAUUUUAACGGUGUUUACAAUUUCCAAAAAAAAUUGGGGAUAAUAAGACCCAAUAAGAAAAUAUACUUGGAUCAUCUAACGUUGGAGAAACUGUUUGAAAGCACACAGAAAUUUUCAAGUAACGAUUUUUUGAAGCUUAGAAAGGCAGUGAAGAGUAAAAUGCAAGACUUGGCGGGGAAACAGAACACAACACAUCUCUCAGAUGAGAUAUUAACAAGCGAUCUGGAUACUUUGAUUAACCACGUAAGUGGUGGGUCACUAGGUUACUUGUGGAAGGGGGAGAAUAACCCAAAGUUACUCUACCAGUUAGAACACAGACACAACAAUUUUUGUAGGUUCUCCUUCAAUAGGGGAGAUCCGAAAAUGGCCCUAGAGCAAAGAAAAGAUGAAAUCAAAAACUUCCAGAGGAAACCAAGGUUUUAUACACCAGACUCAAGUAAGAAACAAAACACGGCCCAGUUCGUGGAGAGUAACUUCAAUUCCCAAAAUAUGGCCACAGAAAAUGGGAGGAGUUUUUCGAACUCAAUAUUGAGCAUCUCGUCGAUGUUCCCCAAUUACGACAAACCAACUGCAUCGUUGAACGUCGAAUGCAACAAGAUCUACCAAGGAGAGUUUCAUAGGAGGAACUCGUUACCCUUUUGUCACGAUGGAACACGGGACAGUGAGGAACUCACAGCGUGGGAGAGAGAUCACGAGCAAUCUAUGUACCGAUCGAACUCUGUCUCGAAUAUCAUGGAUGUCCUCUUCAAAUGGGAACUGCCCUUUGAUCCAUCGAUGGUGAAAGUGGCCAGAGAUUUGAAAAAGUUGGAUACGAAUUUGAACAGACAGAAGAAACUUCAAGACACGGAAGUUGAUGACCUCGAAGAAAAUGAAGGCUCUGUAGCACCAGACACGGCCAAAUACAAGGCACUGACCAAAAAAUUGCAAGAGGACCAUGAGCAGUACGCGAAGCACUCGGUGGCAUUCGAUGGGAGGGCACAAUCGUUAAGAAACAAGCAACAAAUACUAAGCAAUGAGAUGAAGGAGAUCAACUCGUUGUCGUCAAAGUUGACCUACGAUAUUAGGAUUCUUGAACUUAGAGUCAGAGACGUUGAAGAGAGCGUGCAACAGUUCAAUUUGAAACUGAAAAAUAUGAAAAAGUCAUUAAUCCUCAGAGAUGAGGACGUCUCUGAAGCGUUGAAGCAUACUAGCAAUGACCAAGAAUUCGAUGCUUACGUUCGGAGAGCCAUACUUUCGGAAAGGACCUGUUACAAAGGUUUGUGUUUGAGUAUGUUGCACAGGGAUUCCAUGAAUGAAGUGAGGAAUGACCUUAUGUCAUGGAUCGGUUAUUUUUUUUCCAGUUUCUCAACGUCCUCCAAUGAUACCCAAAAAUCAAUGUCAAAACCAAUGAUUGAACUGGACGGGAGUUGA
Messenger RNA from Huiozyma naganishii CBS 8797, 2781 nucleotides. RefSeq lists its product as uncharacterized. NCBI's taxonomy places the organism in Eukaryota, Fungi, Ascomycota, Saccharomycetes, Saccharomycetales, Saccharomycetaceae. The transcript has a single exon. Gene Ontology annotation, cellular component: Sin3-type complex. The coding region runs from base 1 to 2781 and encodes 926 amino acids. The record is from RefSeq and is a predicted model, not a curated record.